UAGAACCAUUAUCUUGUAGUUGAAGUAAAUUAUGAAAAAUAAACAUGAUAUUACUAAAGUCAGGCACUAUUUAUUUCAUCAUUAUAUAAAAUUCUGACAACAAAAAUAUUAGCAGCAGCUAAACUAUGUCAACCUCCUGAUAAAGGAAGAUAGCAGCCACAAGAUACUUUCUAGAUAUAUAACAUAUUUGACCGGUUCAACAUGGAUGCCUUUCUAGAUCAUUUUUCAGAUGAAUCAGACUCUGUUGGGAAAGAGGGCAGUCUAGAUUGCUCCUUCAGCAAAGGGGAGGGCAAGGCCAUAAGCUCCAACUCCUGUUGUUGAGUUCAUCUGAUGUCGCUGGCAAAAGUUAAAGACCAGAAGAUAAUUCUCACAGAAUCACUACUAGCAUCCAUCACUGAGGUCAUGUCAUCAGUAGUUGCUGUGGAUGUUGAGCUUGAAAAUUUCAUGGAAUUGGGAAGCUAUCUCCAUCGUACAUCUCCAGCCAUUAUGGAGUUGUGGACGACAGAAAAUGCUCCGCCAAAUGCUACGGAGAUUCUACAGUCUCUAUCCACUAAUGUUGAACAUGCCAAGGGACUUGUUGCCAAAUGCAGCAGUGGAGCUAGAUCAAUUAUGGAUGAUGAGCUCAAAAACAUCAUUGAACAGCUGGAGGGAGUCAUAAAUGAUAUUGGCGAGGCUCUCAGCAAAAUACCACCAUCCACAUUUCAUAACCAUGAAUAUGCUGAAACUGCAAUCCGAUCGCUUUCAAGAGAGAUGAGAAAUGCUAGAUUCCAAGAGAAUGGAAUUCAACAAAGUGAUAUGGUUGAAACCAAGCUAGAGAAUCUGUCAGUGGAAGAGACAGAAAGCAGAGAAGAGAAAAGCUUAGUUCCAAUUUCUAAUGAGGAACCUCGAAGACUCAGUUCUCAAAGAAAUGAAACACCACGGCUAGUAGAUUUCCUUAAAGGUAUGAAUUAUGGUGCACAUGACAAUGACAGCCAAUCAUUCAGCACACUUCCACAAUUGGCAGAAUACAUAGAGCCUCUGUACGAGACCUUCUUCUGUCCAUUAACAAAGAAAAUCAUGGAUGACCCAGUCACAAUCGAGAGCGGUGCAACAUAUGAGAGAAGAGCUAUAGCUGAGUGGUUUGAGAAAUCUAAAGAUGGUUCAGAGGUUUUAGUUUGUCCAACAACUGGGAUGAAACUACACAAUAGAGUUUUAAACACAAACAUAGCAUUGAAGACCACGAUAGCAGAAUGGAAAGAAAGAAAUGAAGCUACCAGAAUUAGAGUAGCUCGAACUGCUUUAUCAUUAGCCACCUCUGAGGCUAUGGUAUUGGAUGCAAUAAGAGAUCUGCAAAUCCUUGCUCAGAAGAGAAGAUACAACAAAAAGCAGAUGCAUAAUGUUGGCAUUACAAAGCUACUUACACUGUUUCUGGAACAUGAGGACCUGAAGGUCAGGUGUGAAGCAUUGGACAUUUUGCGCUUAUUGGUGGAGGAUGAAGAUGGAAAGGUAAUCAUUGCAAAAACGAAAGCCAUUGCAGAAACAAUCAAGAUGCUGUCAAGCAACUACUCCUCAGAGAGGCAUGCAUCUCUUGCAUUCCUGUUAGAACUUUCGAAAUCUGAACUGCUAUUGGAAAACAUUGGAUCUACCGCUGGGUGUAUACUGAUGCUGAUUACAAUGAAAUAUAAUGAGUCUACUGAUGCAUUUGCUGCUGAGAAAGCUGCAGAAACACUAAAGAACAUGGAGAAAUGUCCAAAGAAUAUCAAGCGCAUGGCAGAAAAUGGCCUCUUAGAACCCCUUCUGAACCAUCUUGUUGAUGGCUCAGAAGAGGUGCAGAUGGAGAUGGUAAGCUACCUCGGUGAAUUUGUUCUCGAGCACGACAUGAAAACACGUGUUGCAGAGAGGACCUCGGAGGCCCUGAUCAAAAUGGUCCACAGUGGGAAUAGUUUGAACCGCAAGGCGGCAUUCAAGGCUCUGGUCCAGAUCUCAUCCCACCAACCGAGCAGUAAAACACUCGUCGAUGCUGGCGUGGUGCCAAUAAUGAUUGAGGAGAUGUUCACCCGCAGGAUCUAUAAUGAGCCUAUGGACUCCAAGGAAGAGGCUGCUGCAGUCCUUGCCAACAUACUGGAACGUGGAAUUGACCCUGAGACCCUCCAAGUGAACAAGCAUGGCCACACCAUCACUUCCCACUACUCCAUCUACAAUGUUGCCCACCUGCUCAAGUGUUCCAUGCCUGAUAAGCUCAAUGCGAACCUGAUCAAAAUCCUGCUCUCCCUGACCAAACUCCCAAAGCCUUUUGCUACUGUCGUGUCAGUGAUCAAAGAGACCGAAGUGUGCCACACAGUCAUCGAAUUCCUGAACUCCCCCAUGGAAGAGCUCACCAUCGCCGCUGUGAAACUAUUGACCACACUCUCAACCCACAUGGGCCACACAAUAGCAGAAGGCCUCUGCAAGACUCAGGGCCAGCCGGAGAGUCUCAUCACAAAGUUCGACACCGACCGAAUCACAAAGAAGCAUGCUGUAUCAGUGAAUCUAUUAGCAAACCUCCCACACCAGAAUUUGACACUCAAUCUAGCCCUGCUGGAACAAGACAUAGUUCCUAUAAUCCUGAACAGAAUACGAGACAUCCAAAGAGGCGAAACAAGAGCAACCAGGUAUGCAAGUAUCUACCUUGAGGGCCUUGUGGGCAUUCUGGUUAGGUUCACCGCCACCCUCUAUGAGCCAGAGAUUCUCCACAUGGCUAUAGAGCAGAAUCUGACAUCGGUGUUCACAGACCUACUGGUGAGGACAGCAGGCAGUGAUGAGGUCCAGAGGCUGGCAGCAGUUGGGUUGGAGAAUCUCUCCUCCCAGUCCAUCAGCCUCUCAAAGCCUCCAGAGAUAAUGAGGCUUAAGAAGAAGAGCUUCUUAGCCAAGUGCUUCAGCCUAGGCUCUCAGAAGGAUGGAAAGAUGGGGAAGAGGAUGCGGCUUUGCCCAGUCCACAGGGGGGCUUGCUCUCCAGCCGCCACCUUUUGUCUACUGGAGUCCCAGGCUGUAGAGAGGCUGCUGGGGUGCCUGGACCAUGAGAACCCCAAGGUGGUGGAGGCAGCUCUCUCAGCCAUUUGUACAUUACUGGAUGAGAAGGUGGAUGUGGAGAGGAGUGUGGAGGUGCUGAGUGAGGUGGAUGCAGUGAGGCAUGUGCUGGGGGUGCUGAGGGAUCACAGGGAGGAUGGGGUGUGGCAGAAGUCAUUUUGGGUGAUUGAGAGGUUUCUGACGAGGGGUGGGGACAGGGAUUCCAGUGAUAUUUCCAAUGAUAGGGUGCUGCCCUCUGCACUGGUGAAUGCUUUCCAUAGAGGGGAUAGUAGCACCAAGCAGGUGGCUGAGAACAUACUGAGGCAUUUGAAUAGGAUGCCCCACUUCUCUGAUAAUAUGGUUCUGUGAAUAGAGAAGUGGUUUAAAGUGUCACUCCAAUGUAGAAAUAGAGAAGUGGUUUAAAGCUGUCACUGUUUUGUGCAUAAUAUACUUUGCUUAGGCUUGAGAGGAACAGUUGUGAAAACAGUAAGAUGGUGUUGGCACUCGUGACUCGCUAGUGCAUAAGCUUUAUUAGACUUUAGAUGCCUGUAUUAUGUGCAGAUAUUUUGUAAAAAAGGUAAUCUUUGCAGGCUUUCAGCUUCCAUAAGACCUACCACAAUUUUCAGUUUUUCUGAGAUAGAA
Molecule: messenger RNA, 3666 nt
Organism: Elaeis guineensis (African oil palm)
Lineage: Eukaryota; Viridiplantae; Streptophyta; Magnoliopsida; Arecales; Arecaceae
Product: putative U-box domain-containing protein 42
Biological process (GO): protein ubiquitination
Molecular function (GO): ubiquitin-protein transferase activity; protein binding
Source: RefSeq, a predicted model, not a curated record